CCGAUUGGACUCUUGUUCUAUUUCAGUAUUUCACCACCAUUUUUUCUCACUAUAUACGGUUUUUUUUUCUUCUAAAACCUUUCUGGAAAAUAUAAUUGAUCCAGAUAUCUCCACCACCGCCCAUUCUGACCCGCUCAUACUUGUAUCUUUGCCCAAUUUAAUCCAAAGAUUUUAUAGGUGUGAUUCAGAUUCACCCAAAUUAAACCCUAAAGGCCUAAACCAAGCAAACUCAAUCAAUCAAUAAUAAUAAUAGCGGGUGGAAUUGUACGGAAGCAAAGAAGAUGGCGGCGGGGGGAUCGAGUAGUGAAUUGGUGUUGAAAGGGUGGUGUGAGGGAUGCAGAUCGACGGUGGAAUUGUACGGAAGCAACUGUAAACACAUGACCCUUUGUGUUAAUUGUGGCAAAGCCAUGGCCCUCCGCCACGACAAGUGCCGUGAUUGUGGCCAAACCAUCACCCGUCUUAUCCGGGAAUAUAAUGUCCGGGCUAGCUCCCCCACGGAUAAGAAUUACUUCAUUGGGCGAUUUGUUACUGGCUUACCAACUUUCUCUAAAAAGAACAACAACAAAUGGUCUCUCCAGAAAGAAGGCUUACACGGACGUCAAAUCACCGAUACCCUUAGGGAGAAAUUUAAGAACAAACCUUGGCUGUUGGAAGAUGAAACCGGACAGUUCCAGUACCAGGGUGUUCUUGAGGGUGCACAGACCGCGACAUACUACCUUUUAAUGCUACAGGGCAAGGAGUUUGUUGCCAUCCCUGCUGGUUCAUGGUACAACUUCAACAAAGUUGCGCAGUAUAAGCAACUUACUCUUGAGGAAGCUGAAGAAAAGAUUAAAAAUAGAAGGAAAACUGCUGAUGGUUAUGAGAGAUGGAUGAUGAAAGCCGCAAACAACGGGGCUGCUGCUUUUGGUGAAGUUGAAAGAUUUGAUGACAAGGAAAGUGGCGGCGGUGGGGCCGGACCCAGAGGACGUAAAAAGAAUAAUACUGAAGAUGAUGAAGCAAAUGUGUCAGACCGUGGGGAAGAAGAUGAAGAUGAAGAGUCCGCUAGGAAAACCAGGCUUGGUCUUAACAAGAGAGGAGGCGAUGAUGACGAGGAAGGUCCUAGAGGUGGUGAUCUUGACUUUGAUGAUGACGAUAUUGAGAAGGGUGAUGACUGGGAGCACGAGGAAAUUUUCACAGAUGAUGAUGAAGGUGUGGCUAACGACCCUGAGGAACGUGAAGAUCUUGCCCCUGAAAUCCCCGCUCCUCCUGAAAUCAAGCAGGAUGAAGAAGAUGAGGAAGACAAUGAAGAAGAGGAAGGGGGUCUGAGCCAAUCUGGAAAGGAGUUGAAGAAGCUGCUGGGGAAAAAUAAUGGAGUGAAUGAAUCAGAACCAGAACAGGAGGAUGAUGACGAUGACGACGAUGAUAUUGAAGAUGAAAGUUCCCCCGUUCUUGCACCAAAGUCUAAUACUGGUUCUUCGAAGCGUAACAAUCCUCCCAAAGAGGAACCGGUUGACAAUAGCCCCUCAAAACCUGCUGCUCCAGGAUCCGCUCGAGGAACCCCUAAUUCGACCAAGUCAGCCAAGGGAAAGAGGAAAAACAAUGAUGAGGCUAAAACAUCAAAUGGUGCUGCUACGAAGAAAGUGAAAACAGAAAAUGAGGUAAAAACUGUCAAGGAUGAACCGGCUUCUGCUGCAAAGAAUAGUGCGCCCGCUAAAGGCGCGUCGUCUUCAAAAGCCGCAGCUUCACCAUCUACUGGACCCGUCACAGAAGAUGAAAUCAGGGCAGUUCUGCUACAUAAGGCACCUGUCACCACUCAGGAUCUUGUUGCAAAGUUUAAAUCUCGGCUAAGGAACAAAGAGGACAAGGGUGCUUUUGCUGAUAUUUUGAGGAGGAUUUCCAAAAUACAAAAGACAAAUGGCCCCAGCUAUGUGGUGUUGAGGGACAAAUGAUAGGUUUGAUAGCAAACUCAGUGGUCCAGGGUCUGAUUGACGGGCCUGAUUUUGUGCGGCAAGAAAUACGAUGAGGCUGUUAGACCUCCGGAUGAAUUCACAGUUGAUUGUAGACAGGCUGAUAUAUGUCGUUUGACCAAUUAUAACUUUGCAGAUGACUUAUGGUGUACUCUUUUUUUUUUAUGCAUGUCUGUGUGUAUAAUAAACACAUUGUAAGUCAUCACCAGCAUUAGGCAUUUUGGUUUGUCA
This is a messenger RNA of Erigeron canadensis, 2177 nucleotides long. Its product is annotated as transcription initiation factor IIF subunit alpha. The transcript is spliced from 10 exons. Gene Ontology annotation, molecular function: RNA polymerase II general transcription initiation factor activity; TFIIF-class transcription factor complex binding; DNA binding. The coding region runs from base 282 to 1928 and encodes 548 amino acids. Gene Ontology annotation, cellular component: transcription factor TFIIF complex; nucleus. The record is from RefSeq and is a predicted model, not a curated record. NCBI's taxonomy places the organism in Eukaryota, Viridiplantae, Streptophyta, Magnoliopsida, Asterales, Asteraceae. Gene Ontology annotation, biological process: transcription initiation at RNA polymerase II promoter; positive regulation of transcription elongation by RNA polymerase II.